Acanthisitta chloris (rifleman) is the source of this 1521-nucleotide messenger RNA. It is a transcript of the gene ELOVL5, whose product is annotated as ELOVL fatty acid elongase 5. Gene Ontology annotation, molecular function: fatty acid elongase activity. Gene Ontology annotation, cellular component: endoplasmic reticulum membrane. The annotation marks the transcript as partial. The record is from RefSeq and is a predicted model, not a curated record. The transcript has 5 exons. Gene Ontology annotation, biological process: fatty acid elongation, saturated fatty acid; very long-chain fatty acid biosynthetic process; fatty acid elongation, polyunsaturated fatty acid. NCBI's taxonomy places the organism in Eukaryota, Metazoa, Chordata, Aves, Passeriformes, Acanthisittidae.
GUGUUGAGGCAGAGCCACUGUGGGGGUUUGCAGGUGCUGUGGGGUGCACCCUUCUCCCCAAAUAACACUUUCUUCUUUUCAUUUGCUCAGCUGGUGACAGGAGUAUUGGAAGGAGGAUACAAUUUCUACUGUCAGGAUACACACAGUGGAGGAGAAGCUGAUAUGAAGAUCAUACGUGUCCUCUGGUGGUAUUAUUUCUCCAAGCUCAUUGAGUUCAUGGAUACCUUCUUCUUCAUUCUGCGGAAAAAUAAUCAUCAGAUCACUGUUCUGCAUGUCUACCACCAUGCAACAAUGCUGAACAUCUGGUGGUUUGUUAUGAACUGGGUGCCUUGUGGUCACUCUUAUUUUGGUGCCACACUGAACAGCUUUAUCCAUGUCCUCAUGUACUCCUACUAUGGAUUGUCUGCUGUUCCAGCAAUGCGUCCUUAUCUGUGGUGGAAGAAGUACAUCACUCAGGGGCAGCUGAUUCAGUUUGUCCUGACAAUCUUCCAGACCAGCUGUGGUGUUGUUUGGCCAUGUGCAUUUCCUCAGGGCUGGCUGUAUUUCCAGAUUUCUUAUAUGAUUUCUUUGAUUAUCCUCUUCACAAAUUUCUAUAUUCAGACUUACAACAAGAAGGCAUCCUCGAGGAGGAAAGAGUAUCAGAAUGGCUCCACAGCCACUGCCAACGGGUACACAAACAGCUUUUCUUCCCUUGAGAACAAUGUGAAACAAAGGAAACAAAGGAAGGAUUGAAGCCCAAACUGAAAAACCAUUUUGAUAACCCCCAACAAUGAAAUCAUCUGAUUGUAAGCACAAUGAGAGUUGUGCACUAAUACUCUAAUGGCUACUGUAACUAUUCCUGCCUAGAAUAGUGUGAUUUAUGUAGGACUUAACCAGUGCAAACACCCUAGAAAACUGUAUCCAGAACAUAAAAGUAGGUUAAAAGUGUAAAAAUAACUCUGGGCUGUCACUGACCCCGCUAUAGACUGUGGAAGGGAGUAUUAUCAUAGUACCCAACACUGCUGUUGCCUUACUAGUCGAUAUGAUAGGUGCUGAACUAUGAUUCACAAUUUGAGAACACUGUAAUCUAAACCUCCAUUUUUUUUACUAUAGGUCAUGCAUGUGAUUGUAGAGGUGAUUUGUAUGAUGCUGGUUUCAGUAGAUAAACACAACAUGCCUUAAAUUUAAAAAAAGCAGGGCCCAAAGCUUAUUACUGGUUUAAAAAAACAAAAAAUUAAAAAAAAAAAUUAGGGUAUGUUCUCAACUCUUUGGUUGACUGACUUUUUAUUAAAAAGUCAUUUAGAAGAAUCCAUGGAUCAUUUUGCUGUUCUGUGUGUGAUACAUGAGGUUGAGUAUCUCCUACGUGACACAGUGAAAUUGGAAAUGGCUCAGUUAGUUUUGUAUAUUUGGCUUUAAUUGACUAAACCAGUCACAAACUAGAUGGAAAAAAAAAGUUAUUUUACCUUUUGAAUAGAUCUUAUUUUUUUAUUUGAGGUAUGUCACUAAUGGCAAAGGAAUUGGCUCUUACACAGUCCAGUGAGA